UCCUCCCUGGUCCGCGAGCCUUGGGUACCCCCAGCAUUUUUUCCGCCAGAGCUGUUUCCGUUCCUCUGCCCGCCAUGCCCUUCCUAGAGCUGGACACGAAUUUGCCCGCCAACCGAGUGCCCGCGGGGCUGGAGAAACGACUCUGCGCCGCCGCUGCCUCCAUCCUGGGCAAACCUGCGGACCGCGUGAACGUGACGGUACGGCCGGGCCUGGCCAUGGCGCUGAGCGGGUCCACUGAGCCCUGCGCGCAGCUGUCCGUCUCCUCCAUCGGCGUAGUGGGCACCGCCGAGGACAACCGCAGCCACAGCGCCCACUUGUUUGAGUUUCUCACCAAGGAGCUAGCCCUGGGCCAGGACCGGUCGACGUUCCAGGUGAGGUUCACGGGAGACUCACAGAGUAGUGAAAGAGCAUUGGCCUGGAUGUCUAGACAUCUGCUUUCUGGGUCCUGCAUAGCUGGGGGACCCCAGACAAACUUGGAAAUGAACCAUCUCCAGUUGGCAACCUCCUCUUUUGUGAAAACAGGGGAAAAGAUCUCCCUCCCCCACAAGAAGCCUCUACAACCCAAACCUGGCGUUCUGUGACCGAGUUAAAGUUUCCUCUUGGGUAAAAGAUAUUCUUGAGCCUCAUCCAUGCCUAGGAGGAAGUAAGGGCAUGAGAAGCUUGAAAGGACACUGUCCAGGCACUGUGGCUCAUGCCUGUAAUCCCAGCACUUUGGGAGACCGAGGCGGGAGGUUCAUUUGACCCAGGAGUUGCAGACCUGUCUGGGUAACAUAGUGAGAUGCCAUCCCCUAAAACAGUUUUAAAAAUUAGCCAGACAUGGUGCUGUGCACCUGUACUCUCACUUAGCUGGCAGGCUGAAGUGGGAGGAUGGUGUCAGCCCAGGAGGCUGAGGCUGCAGUGAGCUAUGAUUGCGCCUGUCAGUGAGACCUUGGCUCAGAAAAAAAGACCUUUGAAAUGGAGCCUUUGUUAGUCCAUGAAGGCCGAUGAGGAAUGGCUGAUCCUGCUGGGUCCUCCCUCAAGCUACAGAGGAAUAAUACAGUCAGCCCCCUGUAUCACUGGGUUCCACAUCUGUUGAUUCAAACAGCCAUGGAUUGAAAUAUUAGAGGAAAAAAAAUUGAUAAUUGCAUCUAUACUGAAAAUACAUAUAGACUUUAUUCCUUGUCAUUAUUCCCUAAACAAUACAACUAUUUACAUAGUACGUAUAUUAUAUUAGGUAUUAUAAGUAACCCAGAGAUUAUUUAAAGUAUAUGAGACGAUGUGUGUAGGUUAUAUGCAAAUAUUACACCAUUUUAUGUAAGGGACUUGAGCAAAUGUAGAUUCUGGUUUCCUCUGGGGAUCCUAGAACAAAUCUCCCACGGAUACUGAGGGAAAACUGUUAUUCUAACAACAAGUGUUGUACACUUACCAUGUGCUAGAUACUGUACAGGUACUUUACACUCAUGAUCCCAUUUGAUCCUUACAAUCCCUGUCCACUCUCCCUUUGCUCAGACAAGACAUGCUAUCCCCAUGAGGUAGAUAAUCUCCAUUAUUCUAAUUUUAUGAUGAGAAGGCUGAGGCUGUUCAUACUCCCGACCCCCCCAGC
Molecule: messenger RNA, 1582 nt
Organism: Pongo pygmaeus (Bornean orangutan)
Lineage: Eukaryota; Metazoa; Chordata; Mammalia; Primates; Hominidae
Product: D-dopachrome decarboxylase
Exons: 3
Coding region: 75-581 (168 amino acids)
Molecular function (GO): phenylpyruvate tautomerase activity
Source: RefSeq, a predicted model, not a curated record